UGUCUCACAUACAUCACAAAAUAUUUUCGAAUUUCAUUAAGCUGCUUAAAAGCAUCUUUAAAAAAUAUGAACAGGCAAAGCUUUGAGAUAGUGGGAAUUCAUUGAUUCAAAGGUGAAAACCGCGUUUUUUUCAGUAUGUUUACCUGGCUGCCUACCUUGUUCAAGUGGGGAAUUCAAAAUCAAUACAAUUUCGCGGUCAAUGAGGAGAAGAUUCUGCAAUAAUUUUCGGUGGAGCGGUUCUCAUUCAAAAAAAUUCUUAAGCUCUUGGUGCAAAAACGUUUAAUAGUUUUGUUACAUGUGAAAUUGGAUGGAUACAAAGUUGUUAAUAUAAAUUUUCUAUAACAGUGCCAAUGACAUUUUAGGAAAAUAUGGGGGAUUUUCAACUUAUCAAAAUUUGUCACCUACUAGCAUGUAUAGCCACAGUAAUGGGCAGUACCGUUCUCAUUGCAGACCAGAGUAUGUCAAAAAUGAUAGAGCUGACCACUCAGGAACCCUAUUGCAAUGUUCACACUGACAGGGGUACAAUUCGUACAAUGUUAUUGGCAGCAGACGCUGCAAAAGUUCGCCAAAUGUCAGACGAUGCUAUCAGUAAACUAGAAACGGUUUGCCGGAAUAAAGCUGAGCUGAUACGAAUGCAAGGGGGAUUUAUGUAUCCAGGAACAAAAUGGUGUGGUCCAGGAAACAAUGCUGCAAAUUAUUCCGAUCUGGGAAAAUUUCAGAAAGAAGACAUGUGUUGCAGAGAACACGACAAUUGCCCAAAAUAUCUCAUGAAAGGCGAAUGCAGGGAAGGAAUUUGCAAUAAUUCUCCAUUCACAAGAUCUCAUUGCGACUGUGAUGCCACCUUUAGAAAAUGCCUUCAAAAUGUAAACAGUGAAACAGCCAACACAAUCGGUGCAAUAUUUUUCAAUAUCGUCCAAGUGAUUUGUUUCAGAGAAAGAAGUCCUUGCUCAGAAUGGCAAAAAAACCCCAAUGACGUUCCAUCCCUAAUAAGGGAAAGUAUUAAGUCAUUUUUUAAUUACGGAACAAGUAAUUGUACAGCAGAAUGGGUGCAAUCAGAAAGAUAUGAAAGUCCGAAUAAAAAUAAUAACCGCAGUCGGAAUGGCUAUACCAAAGCCGAAUCGGAUAAAAUUUGCGCUUCGUGGAAUUUUAGACCAUCAGAAAAGUACUUUCCCCUAAUGCCGAUAACGACCAAUUAACAGUUACAAGCGCACUGUUUCAAAGAUAUGCAAACAGUCCACCGGCAGCCCAGCAGUUUCAAAUUUUCGACAAAAGGCAAUAAUAAAAUCAAAAAAAAGUUUAAGGGUAACCUCAGAGUAUUCUAGUUUCUUAAAGGCGGAUAGUAUGUAAUGACAAUUUAUUUUUAGACAAAAAAAAACUGUAACUUAGUGGUGAUAUAACUAGUUCAAAAUCAAAAGGAAUAGUGAUAUUAUAAUAGUAUAUUUUUCUUUAAGAAAUACAUAGAAGUUAAUAAAAAUUAUCAAUGAGCAAUGAUGAUUUUUAUUCUAUUCGAUUUGACUGAGAGACAAAGGAAUAAUUACUUCCCAUCAGAAGGGGUGAAACACGACUUAUACAGUAGUUAAUUAAUAAAAAAAAAUACCUUAAAAAACUUACAAAAAGACAAUACUUAAACAAUCAUCAAUACCAUGUCUCCUUAACUUAAUUCCAUUCGCAUGUCGUCAUCCACUGAAAAAAAAACAUAAGUAGUUGAUAAGUUAAAAUAGAAACAUUAAAAAAAAAAUCUUACACUCAUGAAACAUAAACUCUUGCUGAUAUUCCUUCAGGAACUGCACAGAUCUACCUUCAUCGAAAAACAGCUGAUAGGCCCUCUUAAUAUCCUCAACAUCCACCUCAUGCGCUUUACGUUUCCUAGCAAUCAAACUGGACGUCAUGAUCAGCUGCAUACCAUAUCUCAAAGAAGUUUCUUUAGAUAUUCUUGUCAGCACAGUCAAAGCAUUAUCUGACAUUUGACAGUCUUCUUCUUCACAUCGGAUGCUCAGAAUUUCUUUGAGUUCGUUCUCUUCGUAAGGACUUGUAGGGACGAUAAUUGUCCGAUCCAAAAGGUCUAAAGGAAUGCCGUGAGGAGAUUUGUAGGUGGUGCCUCUGAUUUUUGUUAUGCCACGAUUGGUGGCCAUAAUUACAAUUGGAGCCAUUUCGUUUUCUAAUGCUCUGUUCAGGAAUGAAAAGCAUUCAAUGUCCAACAUGUGAA
Molecule: messenger RNA, 2206 nt
Organism: Ceutorhynchus assimilis (cabbage seed weevil)
Lineage: Eukaryota; Metazoa; Arthropoda; Insecta; Coleoptera; Curculionidae
Source: the annotation of a GenBank genome assembly